Messenger RNA from Salarias fasciatus (jewelled blenny), 1078 nucleotides. It is a transcript of the gene apobec2a, whose product is annotated as apolipoprotein B mRNA editing enzyme, catalytic polypeptide-like 2a. Gene Ontology annotation, biological process: cytidine to uridine editing. The coding region runs from base 27 to 764 and encodes 245 amino acids. The transcript is spliced from 4 exons. Gene Ontology annotation, cellular component: nucleus; cytoplasm. Lineage: Eukaryota; Metazoa; Chordata; Actinopteri; Blenniiformes; Blenniidae. Gene Ontology annotation, molecular function: cytidine deaminase activity; RNA binding. The record is from RefSeq and is a predicted model, not a curated record.
AGAGCUCAGAAGGAUAUUUCCUCAACAUGGCUGAGAAAAACUUUUCCAUGAAACGAAGGGAAAGGAAGGAGAGAGAAGCCGCCGAGAUGAAUAAGGACGUAAAAGAACUGAAGAAAGAAGAGGAGAAGGGAGCGGACGGUGCAGAGGCAUCGGGCGACGGCGACGGCGCCGCGGAGCAGAAUGGAGACUUUCAGGUUGAACCGAUGGAACUACCGCCUUUUGAAAUAAUCGCAGGGGACCGGAUCAACCCUUUCACCUUCAAGUUCCAGUUCAAGAACGUGGAAUAUUCAUCGGGCCGCAACAAAACCUUCCUGUGUUACUUGGUGGAUGACGGGAACGCGUCCGACGGGCUGCAGAGGGGCUACCUGGAGGACGAGCACGCUGGGGUCCAUGCAGAGGAGGCCUUCUUCACACAGUGCAUGUCACACUACGACCCUGCCCUCAAAUACACAGUCACCUGGUAUGUGUCUUCCAGUCCCUGUGCUGCUUGUGCUGCAAAGAUAGCUGAAGUGUUGACGGCCAGGAAAAACUUUCGGCUGAGCAUCUUUGCCGCUCGGCUGUUUGAGUGGGAGGAGGCGGAGAUUCAGGACGGGCUGAAAGCGCUGCACGCCGCUGGCUGCAAGCUGAGGGUCAUGAAGCCUCUGGACUUUUCCUACACCUGGGACACGUUUGUGGAGAACGAGGAUGAAGCCCUCAACCUGUGGGAGGACUGCAAAGAGAACUACGAAUAUUAUCAUGAAAAGCUGGCGGACAUUCUGCAGUGACCACAGAAACCCGUGUGGCCAGCAGCCGUCCUGGAUUCUCUCCCGACGUGAUUCAGCCUGUUCCAUCUCUGAUUAUCACUGUUCUUUCUUCUCACUGGGAUUGAAAUCUGGUGAAAUCACUUUCAGCAUGCCACCCAGUGCUUUCAGCACGUGGCUGCUUUAUAGUAUACUGUGUAUGUAUAGGUUAGGGUUUGCAAUUGGCUCAGAGAAAACUCAUUUUCCUGUCAUUGAGAUUUUUAGUUUGUUUCUCCUGUUCAGCUGAAUUAUGACUCGAUUCUUCAUCUGAAGCUUGAAAAUGUUCCACACAUCCUCCU